Messenger RNA from Parastagonospora nodorum SN15, 1290 nucleotides. RefSeq lists its product as hypothetical. The record is from RefSeq and is a predicted model, not a curated record. The transcript has a single exon. Gene Ontology annotation, molecular function: protein kinase activity; ATP binding. NCBI's taxonomy places the organism in Eukaryota, Fungi, Ascomycota, Dothideomycetes, Pleosporales, Phaeosphaeriaceae. Gene Ontology annotation, biological process: protein phosphorylation. The coding region runs from base 1 to 1290 and encodes 429 amino acids.
AUGGAACAUGCACACUUUGCGACCCAGCUCAACAAGGCGAAGAUGAUCAACAAGGUUGUCGGUCCAUUCGACACCGAUGGUCGCUACAUGAUCGAGGAUCGUAUCGUCCAUCAUCUCAUAUACGAACUGGCGGCAUACAGCCUCGACACGUUUCUCACGAUGCAGCCAAGUCAACUGGCUCUUAGAAGCAAUCAAACCUCUUCUUCGGUGAAGGCAUGCUCAAAGAACAUGUGGCCUGGUGAUCUGAUCGCCGAAAGCAUGAAUCUUGCGGACGCUCUGGAUUUCCUCCACAAUGGCAUUUUCACCGAAACGAGCCUAUCCCUUGUGCACAACAACCUUACGCCACACAACAUACUUGAGGUCUACCCAGACAAUCAAGAUGCUCGCAAUCGUUAUCCCGUCGGUCAAUGGAAGAUAGCUAAUUUCGGCCUUUCAUUUAUCAAGCCUAGAAGGAGGACACACGAUACACUAUCUAGCUUUGACAAAAGUCCUAUCUCAGAUGACUACAGAGGAGAGCUUGUGACAGAUGCUGUAGGGAUAGUCAAUACAGUCGUAAGCGUGCGCAUGCGUCAGCCCGGAAGAUACAAGCCUCCCGAGUGGGACCAAGUCGGACCGCAGAAGAUAGAUGGAAUAAGCGCGGAUAUAUGGUCGCUUGUCUGUAUCCUUGCCGAAAUAUUCACUUAUGCUGUCGAAAUAGAUCCAAAACAGGUGAAAUACCUUCGCGAAGCAUUGCUAGGACCUCAUCCGCGAUUCUACAAUACAACUUCGUGUGGAAUCAGAUCCGAACUCCUAUCCCUCUUGGAAAGUCUUCCUACGGUUCGGUGCAGCUUCAAAGGUACCAAUAUGGGUGCAUCGUGGGUGCACUCGUGCGUGAAAUUGAUCAAAGCGAUUGUUGUUGCCGACCCUACAAAGAGGCUUGCGGCAAAGUUUAUUCGCAACAGUCUACAAGAGAUUCAUGAAUCAAUGGCUCGUUCCCAGAAAGAUUUUACGGUCAAGACUAAACACGUAACAAAGAAGAGUGUGAAGACUAUCGCAAAAGAGGAACCCGCAUAUGCCCUAGAUGAAGCAAAGUGCGCAUCUACUACAGAGAGCCUAACAGCAAGACUACCACGCAGUAAUGUUUAUUCUGAUCCUCUCGACUACUUAGCUCCAUGGGCCAUACCUGGGUCAUCAGUUGCUGUUGUGGAAGAGAGAAUUCGAGAAGAGUCCGACAGCAAAGGGAAGGAUGUAAUAUCACCACCAACGUCAAACUUCGCACAAUUACAAGGCCAUGGACACUCGUGGAGAUGA